Rhipicephalus microplus (southern cattle tick) is the source of this 4127-nucleotide messenger RNA. RefSeq names its product acetylcholine receptor subunit alpha-like 1. NCBI's taxonomy places the organism in Eukaryota, Metazoa, Arthropoda, Arachnida, Ixodida, Ixodidae. The record is from RefSeq and is a predicted model, not a curated record. Gene Ontology annotation, cellular component: postsynaptic membrane. Gene Ontology annotation, molecular function: transmembrane signaling receptor activity; acetylcholine-gated monoatomic cation-selective channel activity. Gene Ontology annotation, biological process: monoatomic ion transmembrane transport.
GGCCUCGUCCGGAGGGAGGAUGCGGAGCGCGUCGGAGGAGGGAGGGCGUCGCCGGAGACGACAGCACGCCGGCGGAGCAGCGGACGACGCGGUGGCGGCAACGCCGGCGCGGGGACAGCUUGGCCGCCGGGCGCCCACCAGCGCUCACCAGCAGCGGGCCAUGCGGCGAAGCACGUAGGCUGCUGCUGCUGGUGCCAUGGGCGAGACACCGUCGAGGACCACAAGCGUGCCGCCGCCUCCGGCCGCUGCGGGCGGCGGGCCGGCAUGGCGCCUCCGGCUGUCGGCGCUCAUCGUGGCGCUGCUCAGCUGGCGAACGCCGAGCUGCGCGGCUAACGCGGACACCAAGCGCCUGUACCACGACCUCAUCAACGGAUACAGCUCGCUCAUCAGGCCCGUGGGAAACAACUCGGACAGGCUCACGGUCAAGAUGGGCCUCCGCCUGUCGCAGCUCAUCGACGUGAACCUCAAGAAUCAGAUCAUGACAACAAAUGUGUGGGUGGAGCAGGAGUGGAACGACUACAAGCUCCGCUGGGACCCGGAAGAGUAUGGCGGAGUGACGAAAGUCCACGUACCGGCUGAACAAAUAUGGCUGCCCGAUAUUGUUCUUUACAAUAAUGCUGAUGGCAACUACGAGGUAACCAUCAUGACCAAAGCCAUUCUCCAUUCGGAUGGACUCGUCAUCUGGAAACCACCCGCAAUCUACAAGAGUUCCUGUGAGAUAGACGUGCAAUAUUUUCCAUUUGACCAGCAGACCUGCUUUAUGAAGUUUGGAUCCUGGACCUACGACGGAUACACGGUCGACCUGAAGCACAAGCACCAGCGCGACGAUUCCAACGACAUCGCGGUGGGCAUCGACCUGUCCGAGUUCUACCUGAGCGUCGAGUGGGACAUCAUGGCGGUGCCCGCGCGGCGCAAGGAGAAGUUCUACUCGUGCUGCGAGGAGCCCUUUCCGGACAUCACCUUCAACAUCACGCUGCGGCGCAAAACCCUGUUCUACACCGUCAACCUGAUCAUCCCCUGCGUGGCCAUCUCUUUCCUCUCCGUGCUCGUCUUCUACCUGCCCUCGGACUCCGGCGAGAAGGUCUCGCUCUCCAUCUCCAUCAUGCUCUCGCUGGGCGUCUUCUUCCUGCUCCUCUCCGAGAUCAUCCCGCCCACGUCGCUGGCCGUGCCCCUGCUCGGCAAGUACCUGCUCUUCACCAUGGUGCUCGUCUCCCUCUCCGUCUUCGUCACCAUCGCCGUGCUCAACGUCAACUUCCGCUCGCCGGCGACGCACAAGAUGGCGCCCUGGGUCAAGCACGUCUUCCUCAAGGUCCUGCCCCCCGUUCUCCUCAUGAAACGGCCCCAAGACGAUGAUGACGAUGACGAUGCCAGUGCCAUGGGCUUCGAUGCCACGCCGUCCGCCGACAACCGAGCUCCGCCAUCUCCUCCUCCGCCGCCGCCACCGCCACCACCGCCGCUACAGGAACUGACGUUGUGCGCGUACCAUUCAGCCGAGCCCCCAGAGAGCGGUGGGGACGACGCCUCCCCACGGGCGUUGCCCUCGCCUCCCGACGGCGGCGCCGACCCUGGAUCCCUGCUCGACCAGGACCUGGCCAGGCCCGUCUUCAAUGUUCGCUUUAUCGCGCAGCACAUGGAGAAUGCCGACCACUUUGACCAGGUCAUCGAAGACUGGCGUUUCGUGGCCAUGGUCCUGGACCGGUUAUUCCUGCUGCUGUUCACGUUCACAUGCGUAGUGGGUUCCGCCUGCAUCAUCCUCGAGGCGCCCUCGCUGUUCGACGACAAGCUCCCGAUUGACAUACUCAUGUCCAAGGUGGCGCCACGUCUGCGGCGCAUCCACGACUGAGCCUGCCGCCAUCGGUCGGUCGAAGACGCUUCCUCCACCAAGAAGCCCUUCCCGGGAUGUCCUCCUCGGCUACCUUCGCUUCGCUUAGCGAGUCGGGACAUCGUCAGCCCAAUCCUCGAUGUGCUGAAUAUGAGGAGUGUGACGCGAGUGACGGAAAGAAUGUGCGCGGCUGCUGUGACAGAGAGACUCGAGACUUUGCUGUUUGUAGUGAGCAGAUGUUAAGACGGGUCACGACGGUGACCGAAAAAAAAAAAAGAAUACACUCGACGCGUGGCGAUACACUCGAGAUAUUUUGUACGUUCGCCCGCUUCGUAACGCGAGCCCUAGACGAACAAACAAAACAUAUUUUGCCGGAGAAGCUUUCUCCUCUCGUCUUUCGCUUUUUUUUCUCUCUCUCUCCUAGGGUUUUUAACGCUCUUUUAACGCGGAGUUACGUUAAAUGGCAUCGCGGUUUUCGAACAACGCCGUCGUCCGCCUCGCGUCGUCUUCGUUUUCGCUUGCCACCUUCCCUUUCCCGUCCUACGCUCAACUAGUGACGUCACUAAAAUCCCUAAUUUCCCCAUCGAUUCCCGUUUGCUGAUUUCUUUUACGAGUGCGCGAGUUGGCGGGUUGGUACCAACUUCUAAGUUCUCUUUCGUUCAUUACACUCAGCCCGAUGCUGCCUGUAGGUGCGAGUCUGGAAACGUGACACAUUCGUGUAUUUCGGUUUUUCCGUUUGUCAUCUGUCAUGCAUUUCGAUACAAGCACGACGCGCGCUUAGAGUCUUUAGCCUGAAAAAACCUUUCAUUGUUCGAGUGAAAGUUGUCAGUGCUUGUAGCAAGCUUGAUGUGUGUUACCUGUUGAUGAACCCCCUUCCACCCCCACCGUUUGUGUUUUUGCCAACACACAUUGUUUCUGUUUUGUUUGUUUUCGUCAGCGGAGUCGCCUUGUUGUUACGCGUAGGAACGUGCGCCCGUGGGAGCCAAGAUUCUCGCUGGACUCGUGCCGAAAUCAGGUCGUUCAUUCGACAGCACGUCUUUAUCGUAAUGAGGUGAACCGAAAUUUCAAUUAAUUUAGACGGCUAAUUAUUCUUUAAUUACCUAUAGGGUGGUGCCAGUUGUAGUCAUUAAGCAUGGAAAUUGAUUAACACCGUGAACCACAGCAAAUACUGCAAUGUUCGAAAUUAGUAGGCAGAAAGACAUCGCAGCUCAAGUACAUUAGUCAGAAUUGUGUCGCCCGUUUCUUCAUAAAUAAAAGAUGUUAAAAAUCUGUGAGGCUAUUAUAUAAAAAAAACCUAAGAUAGUGUCCUCAAAGUGAAACACAAUAUCAGUGUAAUAACGAGAGGUGGACAACUGUACAAGACGCCAAAAAAAAAAACUGGUUAUUGGACAAUGCUCAUUAGACACAACAAAUCAUGAGGGGCACACGGAAGCAUAUCGACUGCGAGCGUUGUUGUGCCACGCGUUUGAACAUUCUUAGCGGAUACGCGAUUGAACAAGGUGACGCCCGCCUCGGUGGCUGAUGUGCCCGACUGCUGGCACGAAUGUCGAAGUGAUAGAAACCCGUGUACUUUGAAUGAGGUGCACGUGAAAAAAAAAACUGCGGGUAGUUGAAAUUCCUAGAAUCUACCACGACGGCAUCUCUCUAAAUCAUAUCGGGUUUUUAAGAGGUAAAUCUCUAACUAUUAUUAACUGAGCGUCAUUGGCGGUACGAUCGUGCACUGUCGAAUAGACCUGCAGCUGUAUCGGCCGUCGCCUCAGUCCCGUAUUCACAAACGCUCCUCGACUCGACCUCCACCCUUCACUUGACAGAGUUGUGCACUGCGCCGCUGCUCAGCUGAAAUGACGCUGCGCUACUCAAGAAUAGCAGCAAAUUAUCACUCAUAUGCAGUUACUUUCUCUGCCUACAGAUGGCGCUCCCAUCGGCUUUCUCAAGUGAAGGUUGAGCGUUGAGUGAAGGGGCGUUCUAAAAUACGGGGAUCAGCGGUGAGCGGAGGCUGUGCGCCUGCGCACUGCUUGCUGGAGCUGCGGCCGAGAAGCGUGUGAGGCGCGAUUCCGGCGAGUUCUCUUCCUCCCCGCAUUGUGGCGCCAGUGUGAAAAAAAAAGUUCAGCCUGUGCUUAGCCCAGUGGAUUGUUGCGUCGUUGCGUUUCCGGGAUCAAGGCUUUUUUUUUUUUUUUGCUUCCGGUUUUAAAAUGUGUGUCGGCGAAUACGAGCUCGGGGCAAAAAACGCAAGCCAGAAGAUAGUUGUCGUUGGAAACUAUUUCUGUAGCGUUGUUUCCUAAUAAAGUGCGUUGCCGUGCUGCUC